AUGUCGAACCAAAUACCCCAAAACCCCACCUCGCAGACAGUGGCGGCACUGCUUCCUAAGCUCCACGAUGCCGACCCAGACUAUCGAUUCAUGUCGCUGAACGAUCUCUACCAAGUUCUCACCAUUGGAAAACCAGACUUCCUAUACCAUGACUAUAAUACUGCGGCCCGGGCGGUGGACGGCGUCCUCAAGACUUUGGAUGAUCAGAAUGGUGAAGUACAGAAUCUGGCAAUCAAAUGCCUGGGCCCUCUUGUUUCGAGGCUCCCUAGCAACAUCCUAGCUCCCCUUAUUGAGAAGUUAUCGAAUCUAAAUACUGAGAACUCGGUCGACAGCUCUAUUCCGGCCAUGGCACUACGAACAGUUGUGAUCACACUUCCAAGACCCAUUAACGGUGUCUCCCCGUCAAAGGAGGUUGUUGAGGCAUAUUCUGCAAUUAGCAGGGUCUUGAUUCCUCGUCUUGUUGGUCGGCUCGUGAUCCAAAGGCCUGCGCAACAAGUAAAGCUUCCCCAACCUCCACCGGGCAUGCUCGAUUUUAAUUCCAACAAAGAGCUUGAUCCAGAAGCUGUUGAUGUUCUGAUAGAGGUUGUGAGAUGUUUUGGUCCUCUGCUUCAACAGCCAGAGGUGGAGGCUCUUCAAGGACUACUAGUCGGGAUCCUGGAAACGGAGCGUGGUGGCUCUGUCGUGAAGAAGCGAGCUGUCGUUGCAGUAUCCAUUCUGGCUAUUUACCUCACUGAUGAUGAUCUGAGUGGUUUUGUCUCUCAUCUUAUUGAGAGUCUACGUAAUCCACAUCUUACCCCAGUCCAGAGACGUCUGUAUAUCACAAUCUUGGGGUCAUUGGCUAGAUCGAUCCCCGCCAGAUUUGGACCGUACUUGAGAUCUCUCGCGCCAUUUGUGCUAUCAUCAUUGAGCCAACAAGAAUUGAAUGAUCAACUUGAGAACUCUGAAGAGGAUGGUGAUUCAGAGCCCGAAAUUGAUGAUGUCCGCGAGGCAGCACUAGUCGCGCUGGAAGGAUUUUUAGCUUCUUGUGGUAGUGAGAUGCGUCUCUAUACUGAAGAGACUAUUGCUGCUGCACUACGCUUCCUUAAAUAUGACCCGAAUUAUAAUGAUGAUGACGACGAGGAAAUGGGGGGAACUCAAACUGAAGAUGAUGACAUGGGCGAGUUUGGUGAUGAUGACGACUUUGAAGCAGAAUCUGGUUUUGAUGACGACGACGACGAUGCCAGCUGGAAGGUACGCAGAUGUGCUGCCAAGGCUCUCUAUACCCUUAUAUCGACUAGAGGUAGUGGCGAUUUGCUCGAGGAUGGAACACUUUAUACUCAAGUCGCCCCCGUCCUUGUGCAGAGGUUCAGCGAACGUGUGGAAAAUGUGCGUUUGGAGGUCAUAGCAACCAUGUCGUCACUCAUUCGCAAGACUGGGGAGGGUGUGAUUGUUAGGUUUUCGGGUGAUGAGAUUGAUUAUAUCAACCAUGCCCCACAAAGUCGGAAACGCAGAAGAGAGAGCAGCACUGCCGCUACUUUCGAUACGAAGACUUUGCUCUCAGUUUCUGCAGGCUUGACCUCUCCCACACUUGAGCCUGUUCCCGCAUCUGGCCCAAGAGCUGAUUUGGCUCGGCUCAGCCCUAUAAUCAUCAAAGCAACAACAAAGCUGUUAAAGAGUAGUUCAAUCCCCACAAAGCAAGCCUUGAUUAAUCUCCUGGAUGAAAUUGUCUCGGUUCAGCAUGGCGGCCUUUCCGAAUAUUUUGGCCAGAUUGUUGAUCCCAUUAUCGAAGCAAUCAAGAUCACUUCCAGUCAGAUCGCAUCUUCCAGUGCAAUCAUGAGCGGUGGAGCCGCAUCUGCAACUGCUAAUACAUUGCGAAUUGCCGCCCUUCGCUUGAUCGGAGAUAUUGCCAAGACUCAUUCCUCAAGUGUCUUACAACCUUACUUGCCUAAGAUCGUGCCUGGGGUCGUGUCGGCCGUCAAUGAUAAAUACUACAAGAUCUCUAGCGAAGCCAUCGGAACCGUUGAGCAGCUUGUCAAGGCGUUGACACCUCCUAGGUCAAGGUCAAUGAAUCGAAAUGACCAAAGUGAUAUUCAGCAGCUUUAUAAAGCUAUUGUUGGUCGGGUGGCUGCCAAUGAUGCUGACUUAGAAGUGAGGCAACGCGCAAUCCAUGCUCUAGGGAUUCUGUUAGCACGUACAGCCAACCCAGAAGGCUCCUCGCUAUUGCCGGACACUGACCGCAAUGUUGCGAUGGGAAUUCUAGGAGAGCGGCUGAAGAAUGAAACUACCCGCUUAGCCGCAGUUCGAGCCAUUGAUACCAUCGCCGCAUUGACGACGUCUAAGGAUCAGUUGUCACCAGCGUGGAUUAGAGAGGUAACAAUAGAACUAUCUGCCCAGCUUCGAAAGGCCAAUAGGUCAUUAAGGAGUGCAAGUCUAGCAGCUUUGAAGAACCUCGUUGUUGCCCCCGCUGCCAGAAGCUCUCUCGAUGCACCCACCAUUCAGGGCCUGGUCAGCGCACUUCUCCCUCUUCUUACUACAGUAGACCUCCACCUUCUCGGUCCUGCUCUGGUAGUCUUGGCAUCCCUGGUUGAGGAUGAUGCAAAACUUGUUGUUUCUGAGCAAUUGAACAUAGCUCUUUGUAACCUUCUAAAGGCUAGUCUUGGCGGUGCAGUCCUUGACGCAGUUCUCCUUCUCGUCUCAAAGAUUGGUGAGAAGGGUGCUGGCCAACCGCUAAUGACUGGUCUUCUCACUGAGGUGAGUAUCAACGGAGAUCCGGCGGUUGUUGGGAAAGUCAUUGGUACACUUCUGGUGUAUGGGGGCUCUUCCGUUGGCGUUAAAAUCGACAAUUUCCUCGCUGAGGUUACCAAUCCUACCUCUGAUGAUGCAAAGCAAAGCCUAGCCCUUGCCGUACUUGGCGAGGCUGGGCUCCGUCUAGGGGGUCGAUCGCCACUGAAGCCUUCUACUUUUGCAGCUCAGUUCAAGUCGAAAUCGGAAAAGGUACCCCUCGCUGCUGCUGUAGCCUUGGGGCGUGCUGGCGCCGGCAACGUCCCAGUAUACUUGCCUGAGAUUCUUGCUACCAUGGACAAAGGCGGGGAUAUCCAGUACUUGCUCUUGCACUCUAUUAAGGAGAUCUUGCAACAAGCCAGUACUAGUUCUAUUGACAUCAGCAAAUAUACCAAAGCAAUCUGGGAUAGAUUACUCAGUGCUUCGCAACCUGAGGAUAACAAAGCCGUUGGAGCUGAAUGUAUUGGAAGGCUCGCCAUUAUUGAUCCCAAGACAUACAUUCCUCUCCUGCAGAACUAUCUUUGCGAUCGCACCCCCUCAGUUCGAGCCAUGAUAAUACAAGCUAUUCGUUAUACCCUACCCGAUAGCGAUGAGGCCUUUGACUCUGUCCUCAAGAUAUCAUUAAUUGAUAUUCUCACUGUUAUGCUGCGAGAUUCAGAACUGGAGAAUCGCCGCCUGGCUCUAACCACGCUGAACUCAGCUGCGCAUAAUAAGCCAGACCUCAUUAUUCCAAAUCUAGGUCUGCUUUUGCCACUGGUCAUGGAUGAGUCAGUCGUCAAGCCCGAACUUAUUCGUGAGGUGAUGAUGGGACCUUUCAAGCAUAACAUUGAUGAUGGUCUAGAAGUCCGAAAGAGCGCUUACGAAACUCUCUAUUCGUUGAUGGAGACGGCAUUCUCGCGAAUCAACAUCCUCGACUUCUACGACCGUGUUAUUGCCGGCCUCCAAGACGAGCAUGACAUAAGAGCUCUCUGUAAUCUCAUGCUCACAAAGCUUGUUGUACUCGAUCCGGAUGAGACCUCACGUCGCCUGGACGCCAUCGCCGACUGCUUCCGCACUAUCUUGUCAACGAAAUUGAAGGACAAUGCAGUGAAGCAAGAAAUCGAGAAGCAAGAAGAGGCCACGAAGAGUGUGCUACGGGCAACAUUGGCUUUGCACGAUGCAAUUCCUACUGCGAGUACGGGAAUGGGUGCACAGGUCAGCCAGCAUCAGACUUGGAGGACGUACUGGGAGUGGGUGGAGAAGGACUUCGAGACUCAGAUUAGGGCAUUGAGGGCGGAGAAUAACAGGGAGGAGUGA
Molecule: messenger RNA, 4056 nt
Organism: Venustampulla echinocandica
Lineage: Eukaryota; Fungi; Ascomycota; Leotiomycetes; Helotiales; Pleuroascaceae
Product: ARM repeat-containing protein
Exons: 4
Coding region: 1-4056 (1351 amino acids)
Biological process (GO): SCF complex assembly; protein ubiquitination
Cellular component (GO): nucleus
Source: RefSeq, a predicted model, not a curated record